Molecule: messenger RNA, 1131 nt
Organism: Saccharomycodes ludwigii
Lineage: Eukaryota; Fungi; Ascomycota; Saccharomycetes; Saccharomycodales; Saccharomycodaceae
Exons: 1
Coding region: 1-1131 (376 amino acids)
Molecular function (GO): oxidoreductase activity, acting on the CH-OH group of donors, NAD or NADP as acceptor
Source: RefSeq, a predicted model, not a curated record
AUGGCAAGUAGAUUUAGUAACAAUAGUACAAAAAGUGUUGUCUUAGUAACCGGUGCUACUGGUUGGAUAGCCCAACAUGUAAUACACGAUUUAUUGGAAACACAGUGCUAUAGAGUAAUUGGAACAGCAAGAACUCGGGGGAAAUGUAAUAACUUAUUACAGAGCUUUGGCAAUACACCGUUAUUAACUAUGGAAGUGGUUUCUGAUUUGUCUUUACCUAGUGCUUUUGAUCCGGUUUUCAAAAAAAAUGGCAAUGAUAUUGAAUAUGUUUUGCAUAUGGCAUCGCCUGUUUAUAUGAAGUCAACAGACUACCAAAAAGUGUAUUUAGAACCAGCUUUGAAUGGAACUAGAAGUCUAUUAGAAGCUAUUGAGAAAUAUGGUUCAAAAAAAGUCAGACACGUGGUUUAUACAUCAUCUGUAGCAGCUAUGUUUAAAACAUCUCAAAUUUUAGCUCAAACAAAAAAUAAUACUUCUGCUUUUGGUAAGGAUAAUUUCCUUUUGUCUAAUUACGAUGAAAAUUCCUGGAACCCAGAUAGUUGGACAGAUUGCCAGACAGGAGAUCGUGAGGCCUAUGCUGGAUCUAAGAAGUUUGCAGAAAAAUUUGCUUGGGAUUAUGUGCAUAAUCAUAAGGUUAAUUAUACCUUCAACACAAUUAACCCUGUUUGGGUUUUAGGUCCACAGGUAUUUGCAGCUGAUGUUGGAAAUUCUUUGCUGGGUUCUAAUAAAUUGAUUGCAAAUAUUGUAAAAAAUAGUGGGAACAACAAUUUCACUAUUGAUUAUGCAUUUAAAGGUUUAGAGGUGGAUGUACGUGAUGUCUCCAGGGCACAUUUAGCAUCAAUCAAAAAUGGUGGCAAGUUUAACGGACAUAGAUUAUUAAUGUAUAACGGAGAAUUUACAUUAAAAACUAUUAUAAGUAUUAUAAACAGUGAAUUUCCGAAAGAGGUUUUGAAUAUCCCAUCUGUUAAAGUAAAAGAGAUGGACGAUGAUUAUGUAAAACCCAAUUAUAAACCAAGAUUUAUAGAUAAUAGUAAAACAAUGGAAUUAUUGGGGUUUGACUUGAUAAGCUUUGAGAAAACCGUUAAAGAUUCAGUGGUUCAAAUGGUGGAGAAUCAUUUGAAUACUGUUGAAUAA